AAUCCGUCCUGUGUCCUCGGGUGCAGCGUGUCCCGCCUGCCCCCAGAGGCUGAGCUGUGUACUGCAGACAGCUCUCUCUCUGUGCGCUCUCCUCUGGACUCUGCUGUCCCCGGCCUGUCCCGCUCCUCCUCUGUCCAGAGCGGGACAGAGGCUCCCAUAGCUCACCCAGGACACCCACGUGAGACACUGGAGAGCGUCUUGGUGGCCCUGGACAAUGAGAAACCCAAGAAGCUGCGCUUUCACCCCAAACAGCUGUACCUGUCUGCCAAACAGGGCGAGCUCCGGAGAGUCCUGCUCAUGCUGGUUGACGGAAUUGACCCAAACUUCAAGAUGGACUCUCAAAACAAGCGCACCCCUCUUCACGCAGCUGCAGAGGCAGGACAUGCAGACAUCUGCCACAUGCUGGUGCAGGCUGGAGCUAACCUGGACACGUGUGAUGAGGACCAGCGUACUCCUCUGAUGGAGGCCUGUGAGAACAACCACAUGGAGAUCGUGUGUUUUCUGCUACGAGCGGGAGCCAGCGCGACACACAAGGUACUGCUCUGGACUUAG
Boleophthalmus pectinirostris (great blue-spotted mudskipper) is the source of this 552-nucleotide messenger RNA. Its product is annotated as histone-lysine N-methyltransferase EHMT1-like. NCBI's taxonomy places the organism in Eukaryota, Metazoa, Chordata, Actinopteri, Gobiiformes, Gobiidae. Gene Ontology annotation, molecular function: histone methyltransferase activity; protein-lysine N-methyltransferase activity; p53 binding. The record is from RefSeq and is a predicted model, not a curated record. The transcript is spliced from 4 exons. The annotation marks the transcript as partial.